This is a messenger RNA of Mesorhabditis spiculigera, 780 nucleotides long. NCBI's taxonomy places the organism in Eukaryota, Metazoa, Nematoda, Chromadorea, Rhabditida, Rhabditidae. The record is from the annotation of a GenBank genome assembly.
AUGAACUGCUUGGGAGAUGUGCCGCUGUCGUAUCUCGGAAUCGGUUACCCCACCCAAUUCCGGGUGUGGCACCUGCUGGGUACGGUAUCGUUCGUGGCGGGACCCAUUUGCACCUUUCUGUACAUCUCCACCCACAUGUUCGGCUUCAUCGACAAGAAGCCGUACAGCGGAGUACUUGCCUACCUGAUAAUUGUCAUAUUUGCCGUAUUUCUGGCUGUGCUACUGUAUUGGGUGGAAAAUGCUACCGUAUUCCACGGGGUCUCCGCGCUGAUUACCGUACUACCGUUGCUUCUACACGUGGCUACGCUGGCUAUUGGGCUAAUGUUCUGUUUCGGCGCGUGCGCGGCCUCGUUCCGUAUCAGCAUGAAGAAGUACUACAAGCCGGCCGCUUUCGUGUGUGCCCUUGUUGCGUACGCGGGAUACCGUAUCUUCAUCCACUCGCGCUUCGCGCUGACCGUCAUCUAUCAGCCCCUCACCAGCAAGGACAUCAAGAACUUUGUGCUCGAUUGGCCGACGAUGCCGGCCUACGUGGAGCUGUUCAGCGUGUUGUUCCCCGGGUAUCUCGUCAUCCUCUGCAUGGCCUUUUUCGUGCCCUACCGUAGCCCGCUGAAGGCGUUGAGGGGGCUGCUUUGCGGGAGAUAUCUACGGGGUCAUAGGCACUAUCCGAUCCAAAACGCGCGCGUGGCCAGCGGUGACAUCGUGCCGAUCGUCGUCAAGGAGGUCAUGCCGGACAAGAACAGUCUCUCCUCAUCCUCAUCUACCACAAUUACUACCCUGAAA